Molecule: messenger RNA, 1844 nt
Organism: Cherax quadricarinatus
Lineage: Eukaryota; Metazoa; Arthropoda; Malacostraca; Decapoda; Parastacidae
Source: RefSeq, a predicted model, not a curated record
CACACGCUAGAUGGCAGCAGAUACAUGACAGAGGGAUAUAUAACACACAGUGUGUCUUCCAUCUAGUUAUUUACCUCAGUGAGGUCCAUGUGUCAGCUGAUGCAACACGCUUCCUGACACAUAUGGUGAUACACAUGGUGACACAUAUGAUGGAGACAGCUGAGAAGUUGAGUUUGCUGGGUCUCUCAGAGCAGAAGGUGAAGGAGACGCUGAAGAAUGAGGCGCUGACGGCCCUCCUGACCUCCAUUGCUGACCAGGCUCGUGCAAAAGGUGAGCUGACCAAAAGUGUUGGUAAUUUGCUCUAUAACCUCGGUACCAAGCUUCCACGGCAGUUUCACAGUUGUCUUCCAUUUUUAGUGGAUUACGUGGCAGAUGGUCGUAUAAAUCAAGAAGCCAAACUUACAGCAGCAAUUAAGUUUAUCCAGGACCAUGCCAUGGGUGAUAUUGACACAGCUGCAUUUGGAAAAGCAUGCGGUGUGGGGAUAGAGGUGUCUCAGGAUGAAAUAGAAGCUGGAGUGGCACUUGUCAUCAGCAAACAGAAGGAAGCCAUUCUAAAACAAAGGUAUCGAUACAACACAGGGCCACUCAUGGGCCAGGUCCGGGCAUCCCUUCAGUGGGCUGACAGUCGUAAAGUCAAAGAGGAGAUAGAUCUGCAACUUUUGACACUCUUGGGCCCAAAGAGAGAAGAAGAUUUAGUUAAGCCAGUCAAAACAAAAUCAGACAAGAGAGAGAAGGGAGAAGUGUGUGCAGUGUUGCCAGUGCAGCAGCCAGAGAAGCAGUGUGUGACCAUGACGGAGUUCCUGAAGACAGUCACGUUUCAUGCUCCUGGGGACAAUCAUAAGACUGAAGGAUAUGUUAUAACCGAGAACACCCAUCGACUGUUAAAGGAACAUCUUGAGAUCACUGGUGGACAGGUACGCACCCGCUUUCCUCCAGAGCCCAAUGGUAUUCUGCAUAUUGGCCAUGCAAAAGCUAUCAACAUCAACUUUGGGUAUGCAGCAGCCAACAGUGGAGUUUGCUUUCUCCGUUACGAUGACACCAACCCGGAGAAGGAAGAGGAGAAAUUUUUUGUGGGAAUUAGGAAGAUGGUUGAGUGGCUCGGUUACAAACCAUACAAGAUAACACAUUCGUCAGAUUACUUCCAACAAUUGUAUGAGUGGGCGAUUGUGCUUAUCAAGAAAGGUUUGGCAUAUGUUUGUCAUCAGAAGCCAGAAGAAGUACGGGGAUAUGAUGCUCCACCUUCUCCCUGGAGGGAUAGACCUGUUCAUGAAUCUCUCCAGUUGUUUGAGGACAUGAAGCAUGGUAAAUUUGAUGAAGGAGAAGCAACAUUACGACUCAAAACAAUCUUGGAGGAAGGGAAAGCUGAUCCCGUUGCUUACCGGAUUAAAUUUGUACCUCACCACUGUACAGGUGAUGAAUGGUGCAUCUAUCCCACCUACGACUACACUCAUUGUCUUUGUGACUCCAUUGAACAUAUUACUCACUCUCUGUGUACAAAAGAGUUCCAGGCAAGACGAUCAUCUUAUUACUGGUUAUGUAAUGCCCUGGAUAUAUAUUGUCCAGUCCAGUGGGAGUAUGGUCGCCUCAACAUGCACUAUACUGUUGUCUCCAAGCGUAAAAUUGGUAAACUCAUUUCAGAAGGCCAUGUUCGAGAUUGGGAUGAUCCUAGACUCUUCACCUUAACAGCACUUCAGCGUAGAGGAUUCCCUCCAGAGGCCAUCAAUAACUUCUGUGCUACGCUUGGAUUAACCGGCGCUCAAAUAUCCAUUCAUCCCGAUGCCUUAGAGGCUUGUGUGCGUGAUGUUCUCAAUGUUACUGCUCAUAGGUAAGUUGAUAAGUAUGCA